UGAUGGCAGGGGCCUCUUCCUCUCUUUGCAGGGCAGGGAACAGCCUUCCCUCAACAUGGGGCUGGAGGCCCAGAGGCUGCCAGGGGCUGAGGAGGCCCCAGUGAGGGUGGCCCUUCGAGUCCGCCCAUUGCUGCCCAAGGAGCUGCUGCAUGGGCACCAGAGCUGCCUGAGGGUGGAGCCGGGGCACGGCCAAGUCACUUUGGGCCGGGACCGCCACUUUAGCUUCCACGUAUUGCUGGACGAGAACGCCGGGCAGGAGGCUGUGUACCAGGCCUGCGUGCAACCCCUCCUCGAGGCUUUUUUUGAGGGCUUCAAUGCCACCGUCUUUGCCUACGGUCAGACAGGCUCCGGGAAGACGUACACCAUGGGGGAGGCCAGUGUGGCCUCCCUUCAUGAGGACGAGCAGGGCAUCAUCCCACGGGCCAUGGCCGAGGCCUUUAAGCUGAUUGAUGAGAAUGACCUGCUUGACUGUCUGGUGCACGUGUCCUACCUGGAAGUGUACAAGGAGGAGUUCCGAGACCUGCUGGAGGUGGGCACCGCCAGCCGUGACAUCCAGCUUCGGGAAGAUGAUCGUGGGAAUGUUGUGCUGUGUGGAGUGAAGGAGGUGGACGUGGAGGGCCUGGAUGAGGUGCUGAGCCUCCUGGAGAUGGGCAAUGCAGCACGGCACACGGGGGCCACACACCUCAACCGCCUCUCCAGCCGCUCACACACUGUGUUCACCGUGACCCUGGAGCAGCGGGGGCGCGCCCCCAGCCGCCUCCCCCGACCUGCUGCGGGCCAGCUGCUCAUCUCCAAGUUCCACUUCGUGGACUUGGCGGGCUCAGAGAGGGUGCUCAAGACAGGCAGCACAGGCGAGCGGCUCAAGGAGAGCAUCCAGAUCAACAGCAGCCUCUUGGCGCUGGGCAACGUCAUCAGCGCCCUGGGUGACCCCCAGCGCCGCGGCAGCCACAUCCCCUACCGGGACUCCAAGAUCACCCGGAUCCUCAAAGACUCCCUGGGCGGGAAUGCCAAGACAGUGAUGAUCGCCUGCAUCAGCCCUUCCUCCUCAGACUUCGAUGAGACUCUCAACACCCUCAACUACGCCAGCCGCGCCCAGAACAUCCGCAACCGCGCCACUGUCAACUGGCGGCCCGAGGCCGAGCGGGCGCCCGAGGAGGCACCCGCUGGCCCGCGGGGGCCGCCUAGACACCGCUCGGAGACGCGCAUUAUCCACCGCGGUCGGCGCGCCCCUGGCCCCACCGCCGCCUCCGCUGCGGCCGCCGCCCGCCUGGGCGCCGAGUGCGCUCGCUACCGGGCCCGCACCGACGCAGCUUACAGCCUCCUGCGCGAGCUACAGGCCGAGCCCGGGCUGCCUGGCGCCGCUGCCCGCAAGGUGCGCGACUGGCUGUGCGCCGUUGAGGGCGAGCGCAGCGCCCUAAGCUCCGCCUCUGGGCCCGACAGCGGCAUCGAGAGCGCCUCCGCCGAGGAGCAGGCCAUGCAGGGACCCGGUGGACAAAAGGAAGAUGAGGGGGCACUGCAGCUGCUGGCCCUGCAGAGCCAGGUGGCCCGGCUGGAGGAGGAGAACCAAGACUUUCUGGCUGCACUGGAGGACGCCAUGGAGCAGUACAAACUGCAGAGCGACCGGCUUCGUGAACAGCAGGAGGAGAUGGCAGAGCUGCGGCUGCAGCUGGAGCUGGUGCGGCCUGGCUGGGGGCCCCCAGGGCUCUUGCAGGGCUUGCCUCCUGAAUCCUUUAUGCCCCGGCCUCACACGGCCCCCCUGGGGGGUGCCCACACCCGUGUGCUGGGCAUGGUGCCCCCUGCCUGCCUUCCUGGAGAUGAAGUUAGCCCUGAGAAUUGGGGAGAGCAGGUGACAAAUGGCGGGGAGGCUGGAGCCAAGUUGCUGGCAGAGGCAGAGAGGCUGGGAAGUCGCUGUUCAGCUGCAUCAGAGGAAGAGGAGGAGGGGGGUGAGGAGGAGCCACCCCGACGGAUCCUGCACCCACGCAGGAAUAGGAUCAGUAAGGGGAGCCAGAGGACGGGGGCCUGCCCAGGGAGUCCACUCAACAGGAAGGGCCCAGAGCUUCGCCUGGAGUUGCUGGGUGCAACCGUCCCGGGGCCCAGAGGUGAGCUGGUGGUUGGUGGGAGCCAGGCCCUGGUUCGGCCCCUCCAGGCCCCCACUGCCAUGGCCUCUGAGUGGCGGCUGGCCCAAGCCCAGCAGAAGAUCCGUGAGCUGGCCAUCAACAUCCGCAUGAAGGAGGAGCUCAUAGGCGAGCUGGUCCGCACAGGGAAGGCGGCCCAGGCCCUGAACCGCCAGCACAGCCAGCGCAUCCGGGAGCUGGAGCAGGAGGCAGAGCGGGUGCGGGCUGAGCUGAGUGAAGGCCAGAGGCAGCUGCGGGAGCUUGAGGGCAAGGAGCCCCAGGACGCCAGCGAGUGUUCGCAGCUCCAGGAGUUCCGCAAGAGGGUUGCUGCUGCUCAGAGCCAAGUGCAGGUGCUGAAGGAGAAGAAGCAGGUGACAGAGCGGCUGGUGUCGCUGUCGGCCCAGAGCGAGAAGCGGCUGCAGGAGCUGGAGAGGAAUGUGCAGCUCAUGCGGCAGCAGCAGGGGCAGCUGCAAAGGCGGCUUCGUGAGGAGACAGAGCAGAAGCGGCGCCUGGAGACAGAGAUGAACAAGCGGCAGCACCGUGUCAAGGAGCUGGAGCUGAAGCACGAGCAGCAGCAAAAGAUCCUGAAGAUCAAGACAGAAGAGAUUGCGGCAUUUCAGAGGAAGCGGCGCAGCGGCAGCAACGGCUCUGUUGUCAGCCUGGAGCAGCAGCAGAAGACUGAGGACCAGAAGAAGUGGUUGGACCAGGAGAUGGAGAAGGUCCUACGGCAGCGGCGGGCACUGGAGGAGCUGGGGGAGGAGCUCCACAAGCGGGAGGCCAUCCUGGCCAAGAAGGAGGCCCUGGUGCAGGAGAAGACAGGGCUGGAGAGCAAGCGCCUGCGGUCCAACCAGGCCCUCAACGAGGACAUUGUGCGUGUGUCCAGCCGGCUGGAGCACCUGGAGAAGGAGCUCUCCGAGAAGAGCGGGCAGCUGCGGCAGGGCAGCGCCCAGAGCCAGCAGCAGAUCCGCGGGGAGAUCGACGCCCUGCGCCAGGAGAAGGACGCGCUGCUGAAGCAGCGGCUGGAGAUUGACAGCAAGCUGAGACAGGGCAGCCUGCUAUCGCCUGAGGAGGAGCGGACACUGUUCCAGCUGGAUGAGGCCAUCGAGGCCCUGGACGCUGCCAUCGAGUACAAGAACGAGGCCAUCACGUGCCGCCAGCGGGUGCUGCGGGCCUCGGCCUCCUUGCUGUCCCAGUGCGAGAUGAACCUCAUGGCCAAGCUCAGCUACCUCUCAUCCUCGGAGACCAGAGCUCUACUCUGCAAGUACUUUGACAAGGUGGUGACGCUCCGAGAGGAGCAGCACCAGCAGCAGAUUGCCUCCUCGGAGCUGGAGAUGCAGCUGGAGGAGCAGCGGAGGCUGGUGUAUUGGCUGGAGGUGGCCCUGGAGCGGCAGCGCCUGGAGAUGGACCGCCAGCUGACCCGGCAGCAGAAGGAGCACGAGCAGGAUAUCCAGCUCCUCCUCCAGCAGAGCCGAGACCACCUUGGUGAAGGGUUAGCAGACAGCAAGAGGCAGUAUGAGACCAGAAUUCAAGCUCUGGAGAAGGAGCUGGGCCGCCACAUGUGGAUCAACCAGGAACUAAAACAGAAGCUCAGUAGUUUGAAUGCUGCCGGCCAGAGCAGGGUGACAGGUGGGGAGAAGAGGACCCUGUGCCUGGAGAACAGACAAGCCCCUGGAAGUGAAGACGAGCCCCACCCAGCACCUGAGCCUCUGUGGCAGCCCCCUGUCACUGAGGGUGUGCCCCGUGCCCGUGAGGAGAUGCGGGACUUGGUCCAUGCCCCAUUACCAUCGACAUGGAAACGCUCGAGCCUGUGCAGCGAGGAGCAGGGUUCCCCUGAGGAGCUACGGCAGCGGGAGGCCGCUGAACCCUUGGUGGGGCGGAUGCUACCUGUGGGUGAGAUGGGUCUGCCCUGGAACCUCGGGCUCUUGCCCAAGCCCCGGCGGGAACUGCGAAGGACCAGCCCAGGGAUGAUUGAUGUCAGAAAAAACCCCCUGUAGGCUCUUGGGGCAGAGCCGGUCUUGGAGGGAAAUUUGGAGCCUGCUGAAAGUUGUGAUGUUGACGCUCCCUUCUGUGAAGCAGUCCUUACCUCAAACUCUGAAUCAGGUGCUGAUCUUUCUAAUUGGAGUCAACAAAUUUGGGCCACAGCCCAGAACUGUAUAAAAAUGAUGCAGAUUCCUACCAUUCAUUUCCUUUAAGCUGCAAUACCCAAUUGCCACCUUUUGGCUUCUUAAAAUUUUUUUUCUUUCAUAUUAGAGUAUAGGUGAUUUACAGUGUUGUGUUAGUUUCAGGUGUCCAGCAAAGUGAUUCAGUUAUACAUAUACAUAUAUCCAUUCUUUUUCAGAUUCUUUUCCCAUAUAGGUUAUUACAGAUUAUUGAGUAGAGUUCCCUGUGCUAUAUAGUAGGUCCUUGUUGAUUAUCUAUGUUAUAUAUAGUAGUGUGUAUAUGUUAAUCCCAAACUCCUAAUUUAUCCCUCCCCUUACCUUUUCCCUUUGGUAACUGUAAAUUUGUUUUCAAAGUCUGUGAGUCUGUUUCUGUUCUGUAAAUAAGUUCAUUUCUAUCAUUUUUUUAGGUUCCACAUAUAAGUGAUGUCAUAUGAUAUUUGUCUUUGACUUAUUACUUCACUUAGUAUGAUAAUCUCUAGGCCCAUCCAUGUUGCUUCAAGUGGCAUUAUUUCAUUCUUUUUUACGGCUGAGUAAUAUUCCAUUGUAUAUAUGUACCAUGUCUUUAUCCAUUCCUCUGCCGAUGGACAUUUAGGUUGCGUCCAUGUCUUGGCUAUUGUAAGUAGUGCUGCAAUGAACGUUGUGGUGCAUGUAUCUUUUCAAAUUAUGCUUUUCUCUCAAUAUAUGCCUAGGAGUGGGAUUGCUGGAUCAUGUGGUAGCUCUAUUUUUAGUCUUUUAAGGAACCUCCAUACUGUUCUCCAUAAUGGUUGUAUCAAUUUAUAUUCCCACCAACAGUGUAGGAGGUUUC
This is a messenger RNA of Kogia breviceps (pygmy sperm whale), 5078 nucleotides long. The record is from RefSeq and is a predicted model, not a curated record. NCBI's taxonomy places the organism in Eukaryota, Metazoa, Chordata, Mammalia, Artiodactyla, Physeteridae.